Xenia sp. Carnegie-2017 is the source of this 1300-nucleotide messenger RNA. RefSeq names its product E3 ISG15--protein ligase HERC5-like. The transcript has a single exon. The record is from RefSeq and is a predicted model, not a curated record. Lineage: Eukaryota; Metazoa; Cnidaria; Anthozoa; Malacalcyonacea; Xeniidae. The coding region runs from base 1 to 1176 and encodes 391 amino acids.
AUGGCGACCGACGAAGGAUUACAGAAGACACCAAUACAGUAUUUUUGUGGAUUUUCUAAGUUUUUUCAAUUUGAGACAAAAGAAGACAAACUUUUAUGUUAUCAUAAAUUUAAGGGGAAGUCUAUUCUGCAAAACUCAGUAUCUUGUCUUCAUCCAAUACAAAUAAAUAACAUUCUUAAUGGUAAAAUUUCUAAAAUAGCUUGCGUGACUUGGUCGACUAUGUUCAUUAGCGUUAGAACGGAAGCAAACACAAAAGAAGUCGAAAUAAGAGGAUGGUGGGAUGGAAGGAUAGUUAAUGCAAAGAGUAUGUCUCUUCCAAACAUUUCUAUGCUAAAAGCAACGUGGCAAAGAGCUCUUAUCAUCACGGAUAAUGGUCUUUGUCACAGUUUGUUCAAUGACAACCACCACGAUAUCAAGAUUAUUAAUGAUGAACCUGAGAUCAAAUUCAAAACUUGUGAUAUUGGUGACUUGCAUGCAGUUCUCCUUGAUGAAAAUGGGAAAGUUUAUUCAGUGAAAGAGGAAAAAAAGCCGUCAAAAACAAAUGAUAAUACCUCAGCAACAGUAGAAAAACUUAAGCUUUUUCCUGUACUUUUGCAAGUAAAAAUAGACACUGUCAGCUGUGGAAAGGAACAUGUAUUAUUGUUAAGUGAUGACCUUCAUCGUGUUUACAGUUUUGGUCUUGGUAGUCGAGGGCAACUUGGACAUGGCUGUGUUGAUAUGCAAACUACGCCCUUACUAGUUGAGGCACUUACUGGCAUUACUAUUAUUCAGGUGUCAGCUGGCGGGUGGCACUCAGUGGCUCUAAGUGAUAUUGGGGAUGUAUAUACAUGGGGAUGGAACAACCAUGGUCAGUUAGGGAUAACAUGCCAACCCCCAGAGGUUCCUAGUGCAUUUUACACAUUACCAUAUCCUGUUGAUUUUUGUAUUGAAUGCAAUGUUGACUAUGUGGCAUGUGGAUCAAUGCAUACUGUUGCCUUGACAACCAAACCACGUUGUAUAUGGACAUGGGGAUGGGGAGAAUAUGGUCAACUGGGGCAUGGGGAGAAGUGCGAUAAAGUUACUCCUACUAAGUUGGAAUAUUUUGAUCAGAUUGAUGGAGAAAUAGUUAAUGUUAUGUGUGGGCCAUGGCAAACUAUCGUCACUGUGGAAAUUAAAGAAGAAGCAAAGACUUCAUGAAGAAUUUCCAUUGAUGAAUGAUUAAAAGAUGCUUUCAAUUAUUUAGCAUAUUUGAUGUAAAAGAAGAUUGGUGUACUUAUUGUUUCACUUAUAGUUUACGCAUGUGAAAAUUGAAUUUUAUAAG